Penicillium macrosclerotiorum is the source of this 219-nucleotide messenger RNA. RefSeq lists its product as uncharacterized. The transcript has a single exon. The record is from RefSeq and is a predicted model, not a curated record. NCBI's taxonomy places the organism in Eukaryota, Fungi, Ascomycota, Eurotiomycetes, Eurotiales, Aspergillaceae. The coding region runs from base 1 to 219 and encodes 72 amino acids.
AUGGGGGUGGAGGAGCAGGGGAUGGUGGUGGUAGUGGUGGUGGUGGAGGUGGUUAUGCAUACCAUGGAGAACAUCGGUUUCCAGCGCAGUGGGAAUUCCGAGUUUGAGGAAGCUUUGGGAUGGGCCGCCGGGGAACAUUUUAGCGCCGCACGAAGGUUUGCGCCAGAGCCCCAUUCGGGACCCGCAUCAUGCACAGUCGAGCAGGCGAAAGGGCACUAA